Molecule: messenger RNA, 5751 nt
Organism: Tachysurus fulvidraco (yellow catfish)
Lineage: Eukaryota; Metazoa; Chordata; Actinopteri; Siluriformes; Bagridae
Gene: klhl26
Product: kelch-like family member 26
Exons: 3
Coding region: 370-2187 (605 amino acids)
Molecular function (GO): protein binding
Source: RefSeq, a predicted model, not a curated record
GUGUGUGUGUGUGAGUGAGCGAGCGAGUGUGUUUGUGUGAGAGAAAGAGUGUGUGUGUGUGAGUGGGAGAGAGGGAGAGAGAGAGACACAAACAAAACAGGUCUGUUGUAUACACAGCUGAUCAGUUUGCCCUUAGUUUGAGUGUUAACGCUGCAGUGCAUUAGCUCAUUGUGACAGAUUCACUACUCAUCACGGUCUAAACUCAAAGCCAUCGUGGACCGAGAAACCUAGAUGAAGUGUAAACUCGGACCUGAUUGUAUCUGCAGAACAUCUUCAUCUAUCAACAUGUCUGCACCUUGUAUGGACACGUGUGACCAGAGCUCACUUAGUCCUGCAUGAUGAUUCCUACUGAGCACAGUGGCUUCAAACAUGGCGGAGUUGGAUGGUGGGGAACUCUGUGUGAGUCGAACACAGAGCAGCAUGGCUAACAAUAAGAACAGCAACCUCCGCUGCACGUUCUCAGCUCCGAGUCACAGUAGCUCACUCCUGAGGGGACUUUCUGCUCUGCGAGACCAAGGCCAGUUGCUGGACGUAGAACUCGCCGUCAACAACGAAUGCUUCCGGGUUCACAAAGCCGUGCUGGCAUCCUGCAGUGACUACUUCAGAGCCAUGUUCACUGGCGGGAUGAAAGAGUCAAACCAGGCCACGAUUGAGCUCAAGGGUUUGUCGGCACGUGGCUUAAAGCACAUCAUCGAUUUUGCCUACAGCUCAGAGGUAACGCUCGACCUCGACUGCAUCCAGGAUGUGCUUGGGGCAGCUGUCUUUCUUCAGAUGGUGCCGGUCGUGGAGCUCUGUGAAGAGUUCCUGAAAUCAGCCAUGAGCGUCGAGACUUGUUUGAACAUCGGUCAGAUGGCUGCCACGUUUAGCUUGUCGUCUUUGAAAGAAUCGGUGGACGCGUUCACGUUCCGCCACUUCCUGCAGAUUGCCGAAGAGGAGGACUUCCUGCAUAUCCCCAUGGAGCGCCUGGUGUUUUUCCUCCAGAGCAACAAGCUGAAGGGAUGCAGUGAGAUUGAUUUGUUCCACGCGGCCAUCCGUUGGCUUCGGCACGAUGAUUCGCGCCGUCCCACGGCGAAUGAAGUUCUGCGGCAUGUACGCUUCCCUCUCAUGCGCUCCUCCGAGCUGGUGGACCGUGUGCAGACUGUAGACAUCAUGGUGGAGGAUGUAUUGUGCAGGCAGUACCUGCUUGAGGCCUUUAAUUAUCAGAUACUUCCUUUCCGCCAGCAUGAGAUGCAGUCGCCUCGCACCAUCAUUCGGUCAGACAUCGUCUCGCUCAUUGCUUUCGGGGGCACGCCGUACACUGACAAUGACCGUACAGUGAGCUCUAAGGUGUACUGCUUAGCUGAUAGCACAGCCAGGCAGUUCAAAGAGCUGACCAACAUGGAGACAGGCUGCAGCCACGCCUGCGUGUCCGUUCUUGAUAAUUUUGUUUACGUGGUCGGCGGCCAGCACUUACAGUAUCGCAGCGGCGAAGGUGCCGUCGACGUCUGUUUCCGAUACGACCCCCACCUCAACCAGUGGCUGCGCAUCAGGCCGAUGCAGGAGAGCCGCAUUCAGUUCCAACUCAAUGUACUGCAAGGACAGCUGUAUGCCACCGGGGGGCGCAACAGAUCCGGUAGCCUUUCAUCCGUAGAAUGUUACUGUCCCAAGAAAAACGAAUGGACAUAUGUGGAUUCACUAAAAAGAAGCGUAUGGGGACACGCAGGGGCAACAUGCGGAGAUAAACUUUAUAUCUCUGGGGGAUACGGGGUUUCCGUAGAGGAUAAAAAAUCUCUUCAUUGCUUCGAUCCUGCCACAAACCAGUGGGACUUCAAAUGCCCAAUGAACGAGCCACGAGUGCUGCAUGCCAUGAUCAGUGUAAACGAGCGGGUCUAUGCUCUCGGAGGACGAAUGGACCACGUGGAUCGCUGCUUUGACGUUCUAGCGGUGGAAUAUUACGUUCCAGAGACGGACCAGUGGACGUCGGUUAGUCCGAUGCGCGCAGGCCAGUCCGAGGCAGGCUGUUGCUUAUUGGACAGAAAGAUUUACGUUGUCGGAGGGUACAACUGGCAUCUGAAUAACGUCACAAGCAUUGUCCAAGUCUACAACACUGAGAUGGACGAGUGGGAGAGAGAUCUGCACUUUCCAGAAUCGUUUGCUGGAAUCGGUUGUACACCAAUUAUACUGCCUCAAUCUGCCACACAGAGAUGACUCCCUCGCUUAGCUGGAAAAUGUGAGGUGACCUUACAUGAAACCCAGAUCCUUCAAUUAGCUUCAUUUCGGUCGGUCGCAUUUGAGUUGAAAUCUGUUCUUUCUCUCUCUGCGCACCAGUGAAUCAUCACUAGUCUGUAUGCAGUGUUUGGGGGUUUUAUUUGGUUUGUUUGUUUUUUUAAUUAUAAGAACUAAUUAAGUGCUAAAGAAACACCAUUUCUUUACAAAUGUAUUUCAGUGGGAUGUGUUGCCACCUCACAGACCCUGGUUCGAUCCUGAGCUCGGGUUAAUGUCAGUGCGGCGUUGUGUACGUCUUGAACGGGUUUCUUCUUCCGGGUUCUCUGGUUUCCUCCCACUUCCUAAACCUGCUUAUGUGCUGUCUUCUUAAUGAAGAUUAACAAAAGACAUUAUUGAGUUUAAGUGCAGUUUAGGGUUAUUGGUUGUUUUCUGUGUUUUUUUGGGUUGCCUUUGUAAAAAUAGACAACUCUGGCAACCCUGUCAGCACACACAAAAACAAGGAACAGCAGUGGUUUAUUCUGAUUUAUUUCAUGACAGGAAAUUUGAAUUAGGAAGUAAACUUUCUUUUUCUAUUUGCAGCGAUGCAAGAAAUAUGUAAUUUAUUUAAAAGCUUUUUUUUUUGUUAGUGUUGUUGCCAGAAAUGCUCAAUUUGGUAGCAUUUUUUUUUUUUCAAAAAAUGUUUGAUUUUUGAGGGGGGUUUUUUUUUCACCUUGAAUUGGUGAAAUUGCACGCACAGGAUUCUUAUUUUAAACUCAGACACACAUUUAAUUCAUUUGUAUGAUCUCAAAAUUAAAAGGGGGAUUUGGUUGAAAACGUCACACAGCACGGAAAUCCUGCCCUAAUUUAAAAUCGUCAUAAAAUCGCAGAUAUACGGAGGGAAGAAAAAAAGACACAGUGUUUGUUCACUUUUGGUUCCUGGUUCUCUGUUAGAAAUAUACCGAUGACUUCAGGCCUUGCGAGGCCCUUUAUUAAGACAGUUGACGUACACCAUGCACCUUCUUGGACUGUUUAUCCAGAUGCUGAUGUAGACAGAGAAGCGUUUCCUGUUCUUUCUGCAACGGCAUAUAUGGUGUUUUUUUGUUUUUUUUUUAGACAAGACUCAUCGUACCCAAAUUUAAAUAUGUUCCUUUUUCUGCUACACGUACAUUUAAUUUACUUCUAUAAUUGAUGUAGUUUGUCUUAACGUACUAAGCACAGAACGACUCCUAAGCGUUCUUCAAGAACAUCCAGUUCCUACUGUAGGUGCGAUUACAUGACAAUGUAUUUCUCCUUGACUGUCUUUUGUAACCUCUUACAAAGUCAUUAAUAAGCACACCAGAUUCUUUUUCUAAUGCACUUUAUACUCGAUGAACCGAACACAGCCCUGCGAAAUCCAAGUGCCGACCGCAUUAGUUACCGUCACUGUGAUUUUUAUAUCUUAACAGAGAACGUUAACGUAACGGAUUAACACAAGGUCUCGCCGUAACGGUAGCGCUGAGCCUCCUGACUUCUGAAAACAAGAAACAAAAUCAUGUUGUGUUGUGAGGACUGAGUAAAGACCGAACCAGCAUGUUGUCUUUAUUUGAAUGUAUAACGAUCACCACAGUCUCGAGUACUGCAACAACACCACCGCGUUACUGCUGCACAGACGUAUUUUCUAGCUUCUGUUCGUCCUAUAAGAUUUGUAUCAGAUCGAUGUAUCAGACUCGUAUCGUUCAGCAUGCGUAAAUUUGUACACAAUUUGCCGUCAUUGGUUUCUAAUCUUUUUAUUAUUAUUAUUAUUAUUAUUAUUAUUAUUAUUAUUAUUAUUAUUAUUAUUAUUAUUAUUAUUUAAUAGACUUGCAAGCGAUUGUUCAACACAUGGCUCAAGAUCCACAGACAAGCGCCGCCAAGAUUGAUAAACCGCACCAAAUGUUUGCGGGCAAUCCAAGCAGACAGACUGAAGUACAAGGAAAUGAGCGAAGUGAAUUUAACAUUAAAAAAAAAAAGUGGUUAAUAUGAUGAAAUAGAAAGACUUUUAUUCCACUAAGCACUUUUUGAUUUCUUUCUGCUGGUGUGUUAUUGCAUUAUUAUUAUUAUUAUUAUUAUUAUUAUUAUUAUUGUUGUUGUUGUUAUUAUUCAUCAUCAUAGUGUUACAUUAGCAAUAUUCCAGUAAAGUAAAAUACCAAUUUUCAUCUUAAAUGCCCUUAAUAUUACCCAAAUAUAACUAAUUCUGGAUUUUCAGAAAAUUGCUGGAUUUACUGGAUCUAAUCGUGAUCGAAUUACUUGAAUGAAUUCCACAAGAAUCGGUUUCUUUGAAUGUAGAACAGUUUCAAUCCUGUUGAUUAAUGAAUACAAGAUGAGGUGUUUUUUAUAUAUAUUUUUUUUUUCUUUAACCAACUAUCAAGGCAAAGAAUAUAACCAUCACUGGAAAUCAUACUGGACGUUCAGCUCGAAUCGUUCCUGUUCAUGACAACUUUUUUCAUCACCGUGUAUUUUUCUUUCCUUCUCUUAGAUCAAUUUCAUCCAUCCGCUUCUCUCUUGUAAACGUGUAUCAGUCUGUUUACGGACAAUAUGUCGUAUCGUAUGUCGGGAAUGUCCUUAUUGCACUUAAAACAAUAUACUCUCUCUUUUAUAGGAACGUGUGUACACCUGCUUGUCCGUGUAGAGGCAGCACAAUGCAUGAAAAUGAGAGGAAAUUCCAAUUUCAUUAAUAAGUAAGAGGUGUAAAAUCAAAGAGAACCUAUUGGUCGGGAAAUAGCACCAAUAAAAACAUCUUGACGUGAUGUCAUGACUCGAUGAUGUCAUCUCCAGCUGUUGCAGCACAUCUGCAGCACAGAAUUCAAAAUGUACAUCCUGAGGUGCUUUUCUGCUCAGCAUGGUUGUACAGACUGUUAUUUGAGUCACUGUAAACUUCCUGCCAGCUCAAAACAGUCUGGCCUUUCCGAUCAGACGUCGAGGUGUUUCCACGCACAGACCAGAUGCUUUUUUUUUUUUUUUUUUUUUUUGUGUAGUCACCUGAGUUCACGUUUUUUAUCCACGAUGUGAUGUUUGAUCCGAACACUUACCGAAGUUCUGUGUUACACCUGAUUGGCUGAUUAUGAUAACCGAAGGCGCACUGAAGGUCUACAUAUGGGCCUAAUUAAUUGGUCACAAAUUGAGUGUUCUCCAGAGCUCGUGCUGCCAUAUUCUGUCCUAAACGUCAUCUCAGGCUUUCCGAUUCUUUCUCAACACUUCUAGUAGCGAUCGAUUGCUGUUUUGUAUUAAAAACAAAGAAUGUUUGUAAAAAUGCACGGAUAUCGUUCUUUUUUUUCCACCCUUGUUUCUGUGUACAUCCAGUAUUGCUGUGUCGGCAUGACGUGUACUGUAUAAAGCUUAGUGUUUCUGUAUCAACGUCAUGUCGUUUGCAGUGAAAGUUCAGCUACUUUCGUGUUGGCUUAAGCUGCCGAAUGUGUCGCCUCUCUGUAGCACCUUUUUUUUUACGAUUCUUACUCCCGUUCUCUUGUUAUAUUUUCUUUCUUUGUGUCCCGAUUAACAGUGUAUUUUACUAAUAACAUUAUUCAUUUAAUAAAACAGGAAAUGGACAGA